AUGAAUAAUUUUGAAUUCUCUAACCAAAGGUUAGAUGAAGCAUUUCGAACAUUAUGCUCCAAGUUAUUUUUAAAAGGUGAAUCGCAGCAGCUUGAUAGAAUUAUUGAGGCCUUUGCUAAGCGUUAUUAUGAUUGCAAUCCAACAACAUUGUUGCAUUGCAUUGACGUUGUGUAUGCCGUUGCUUAUUCUUUGUUACUAUUAAACACCGAUUUACAUGUCGUUUCCGACUGGGCCAAUAAAAUGACUCGAAGCAAUUUUGUGAAAAAUACUAUGGAAACGAUCCAAUCACUGGUGUUCCCUCAUAUUAUGCUUGAUGAUUUCAGUAAACAAAGAAAGCGCCGAGCAUCCAAUGUUAGUCAUCAAAGCAAAAGCAGUAGCGAAUCUUUAUACCAAAUGAAAAGAAUUGACAGCUCUUCCCGAUCGAUCAUUUUGGAAGACGCAUUAAAGUCAAAUAUAUCUCUCGAAACCGGACUAACUAGAACACAAAAGGUUUGGUUAGGAGAUAUCGAGAGUUUAUUAAAGGAUAUGUACACUGCAGUGAAAUCCAAUGGCAUUGACCAAGCAAAGAAACAAAUACCACAGAGUACAAGUACAAUUAAUUUGUACAGGUCAAGAACUUUGCCUAAAAACGAUGCAGGAAAAACUCCAUCAUCUUUCCGAAGAAGAAGAGGCCAGUCAGUCAUCAAUCCCUUGGAUAAUAAAUUGUCCUUCUCAGUCAGUGAACUAAAGCAAGGUCUUGUGAUGCGAAAACAUGUCAUGGAAAGCACUGAUAAGAGGGCGCGUAAUCGACAAUGGCAGCUUUGUUAUUUGGUUAUGAAUGGAACUGAGCUAGUAAUGCAUAGGCCAGUUAAUGUAUCACAACAGCAAAACAUCCAACAGACUUAUGAUCAAAAGGCCAGAAGGAGGAGGAGUAUGAUGUUAUGGAAUCAAUCUGUUUGCUCUUUACAAGACAUUCUAUCCCAUGGAGGAGGGGCUGAGGAUUGGCAAGCUGAUCAGGAGGGAACACCUCUAGGUAUAUUGGAAAUGAAUCAUACUUAUACGAGUGCUAUACCACCACCAGGAUGGAAUGGACAAAGACCCCAUGUUUUCCGGAUGGAAACGGCAGAUGGUGGCUUAUGGCUAUUCGAAUCCACAGAUAUGUUUGCUAUACAAGCAUGGGUAGAAGCUGCAAAUACAACAGCUGCUAAAAUUAGUAAAGGGCCAAUGACAGGUGCAGUUUGUAAUAUUGACUAUGGUUGGGGUGCCAAAUGGGAUAAUACGACAACGGAAUUCACAACAGAAACUGUGCCUGUAUGGUACCCUCCCACCCCUUGCAUGAUCAAAAGUACAUUGGAUGUGAAUUAUCAAUAUUAUGACUUUGAAACACAAAUUACAAAUCUCAAUGAAGAAUUGACUCGCCAUAGAGGGCUGAAGAUGUCUCUCGAUAAAAAGGUAUUAAGUCAUUACCUUAUAUGUUACCUUUACUUAUGA
Messenger RNA from Mucor mucedo, 1470 nucleotides. RefSeq lists its product as uncharacterized. Lineage: Eukaryota; Fungi; Mucoromycota; Mucoromycetes; Mucorales; Mucoraceae. The transcript is spliced from 2 exons. Gene Ontology annotation, biological process: regulation of ARF protein signal transduction. Gene Ontology annotation, molecular function: guanyl-nucleotide exchange factor activity. Bases 1 to 1470 code for a protein of 489 amino acids. The record is from RefSeq and is a predicted model, not a curated record.